This is a messenger RNA of Alnus glutinosa, 1718 nucleotides long. RefSeq names its product pantothenate kinase 1. The transcript has 10 exons. Gene Ontology annotation, biological process: coenzyme A biosynthetic process. Bases 181 to 1416 code for a protein of 411 amino acids. Gene Ontology annotation, cellular component: cytosol; nucleus. Gene Ontology annotation, molecular function: pantothenate kinase activity; ATP binding. The record is from RefSeq and is a predicted model, not a curated record. NCBI's taxonomy places the organism in Eukaryota, Viridiplantae, Streptophyta, Magnoliopsida, Fagales, Betulaceae.
UUCUAUUUCCUCCUCCCAAGUCCUAGAACGUGUGUAAUGUGUAUAGUGCUGCGUUGGGAAGCAGCCAGGGGUUAGGUACAGAGCUGUUGCAUAUUUAUUUCAGGCCCACCAAGCUCAGAAUCAGCGCCCAGUUCAGAGUCGAAUACGAGAGAGAGAGAGAGAGAGAGAGAGCGAGGAAAAAUGGAUCCAAAAGAGGUUGAAAUUCCAGGGAAUUCCGACCCAAACCAACCCGGUGGUCGAAUAUCUCAUUUGGCUCUGGAUAUCGGAGGUUCUCUCAUUAAGUUGGUGUAUUUCUCAACGAAUUAUGACGCUGAUGAUGAGGUGGGGAGGUCGGGAAAGAAAAGUCUUGGGGUUCCUAAUGGUAAUAGGGACUAUCCAGUUCUCAAAGGGAGGCUCCAUUUUGUGAAGUUCGAAACGAGCAAGAUCAAUGAUUGCUUAGAUUUUAUACAAACCAAGCAGCUUCAUCUUGGUGGAUACCAGAAUCUUGAGGCUCCUCCAACUGACAAGAGCAUAAUUAAGGCCACAGGCGGUGGGGCAUACAAGUAUGCGGAUCUCUUCAAAGAAAAGCUUGGCAUCAGUCUUGACAAGGAGGAUGAAAUGGACUGUCUUGUUGGUGGAAUUAACUUUUUACUUAAGGCAGUUCAUCAAGAAGCAUUUACAUACAUGGAAGGGCAGAAGGAGUUUGUGCAGAUUGACCAUAAUGAUUUGUACCCCUACCUCCUCGUUAAUAUCGGGUCUGGUGUCAGCAUGCUCAAGGUGGAUGGAGACGGGAAGUUUGAGCGUGUGAGUGGAACAAGUGUUGGUGGUGGCACUUUUUGGGGUUUGGGAAGGCUCUUAACAAAUUGCAAGAGUUUUGAUGAGUUGCUGAAAUUAAGUCAUCAGGGAAAUAAUAGAGUGAUAGACAUGCUUGUUGGGGACAUCUUUGGUGGAAUGGACUAUUCAAAGAUUGGCCUUUCAUCAACAACUAUUGCUUCUAGCUUUGGCAAGGCAAUUUCUGAUAAUAAAGAACUUGAAGAUUACAGACCCGAGGAUCUUGCCCGGUCACUCUUAAGAAUGAUUUCAAAUAACAUUGGACAGAUCUCCUACUUGAAUGCACUCCGAUUUGGGCUCAAGCGGAUAUUUUUUGGAGGAUUUUUUAUUCGGGGUCACACUUAUACCAUGGACACAAUUUCGGUUGCAGUUCACUUCUGGUCUAAAGGUGAGGCUAAAGCAAUGUUUUUGCGGCAUGAAGGAUUUCUUGGAGCAUUGGGUGCCUUCAGGAGCUAUGAAAAGCAUGGUCUUGAUGACACGAUGGUCCAUCGGUUAAUGCGGCCAUUCCCAACCACUGCUUGCCUUGCAGGAGAUAAGAUAUGUAGCCCACCAAAUGGGGAAUUGAAUGAGAAUGAUAGUAUAGAGUUUAGUGUCUAUGCAUCUUAAAUUUGAAGCGGUUUCUUCUCAAGGGCAUAGAUACAGGACGCUGGACAAGGCAAUGCUUGGUUGCCUGGGUGCACUCUCAGUGAGUCGAAGACUCGAAAUUUGUGUAAUAUGUGUAACAUAGCAAAAAAUAUUGUAGGAAAAAUAUCUGAAAAGGAAAAUCAAGUGGACAGAGAGAGUAACAACUCAUACCUGAACAAUAUGUUAGUUCCCUGAUUGUCUUUUAACCAGCCGUGUCUAUAUUUUUUAGUAUUCCAACAUAUUGUAACUUUUGAUACUUUAACAAAAUUAAUAUCUUACUGUAA